AUGGAGGUCAUCCCAGCCGCGGCGGCAGCGCACGACGGGCAGAAGCAGAGGUUCGACCUCGGGGUCUUCGUCGGCGACCUCCCCCUGGACGACGACGACGCGGCCAGUGACAAUGAGUCGCUGGAGGGGCUGCAGCAGGAGCUCGAGGACUGCAAGAACGACCAGGAAGUAGCAAACAUCCUGGCUAAUGGCAUCAAGAUGCGUGAUUACACAAAAGGUGUCGAGAACAGCAUACGCCAAGUUGAGCUGGAUUCUAUACAGGAUUACAUUACAGAAAGUGAAAACCUAGUGUUGCUGCAUGAUCAGAUCUCUGACUGCGAUAAUAUUCUGUCACAAAUGGAAACCGUUCUAACUGGAUUCCAGACAGAAAUUGGUUCUAUAAGUUCAGAGAUAAAGGUACUUCAGGAGAAAUCUAUGGACAUGGGAUUAAAGUUGAGAAACCGUAAGGCUGCAGAAUCAAAACUGUCAAAAUUUGUUGAGGAUAUAAUAGUACCUCCAAGAAUGAUUGAUAUAAUUGUUGAUGGAGAGGUUAACGAUGAAUACAUGAAAACACUUGAGAUUCUAAGCAAAAAAAUCAAAUUCAUUGAAGCCGAUUCGAUGGUUAAAACAUCAAAGGCUCUCAAAGAUGUUCAGCCUGAGGUUGAGAGACUUCGGCAGAAAGCAGUAUCAAAGAUUUUUGAGUUUAUUAUCCAAAAGUUCUAUGCCUUGAGAAAACCAAAAACAAACAUUCAGAUUCUACAGCAGAGUGUCCUUAAAUACAAAUACACAAUUGUUUUCCUCAAGGAACAUGCUAAGGAGAUAUAUGCAGAAGUUCGCACGGCUUACAUUGAUACUAUGAAUAAGCCUGUCAAUAAUGAGGGUAUGCAUGCUCACUGGUCAGUUCUCAUUAAGGCUGUGCACAUGGUGGUUCUGAGUGCACAUUUUCGUGCCUAUAUACAAGCUUUAGAGAAAUUACAGCUGGAUAUAGCAACCUCCACUGACUUACUUGGAGUUGAAACUAGAAGUACAGGAUACCUUUUCUCCAUUGGAAAGGAACCUCUGAAAGCCCGUUCUUCGGUGUUUGCUCUUGGUGAAAGAAUAAACGUCUUAAAGGAUAUUGAGCAGCCUGCAUUGAUACCUCAUAUAUCUGAAGCCAAGUCACAGAAGUAUCCAUAUGAAGUUCUUUUCAGAAGCUUACAAAAACUUCUGAUUGAUACAGCUACUUCUGAGUACCUUUUCUCGGAUGAUUUCUUUGGUGAAGAAUCUUUAUUCCAAGAUAUAUUUGCUGGACCAAUUCAAGUUGUCGAUGAAUAUUUCGAUGCUGUACUUCUGAACUGCUACGAUGCAAUAGGAAUAAUGCUUAUGAUUCGGAUAAUUCAUCAGCACCAGCUUAUCAUGUUUAAGCGGCGAAUUCCAUGUUUGGACUCUUACCUAGACAAGGUUAACAUGUCACUUUGGCCUCGCUUCAAGAUGGUCUUUGACUUGCAUUUGAGCAGCUUGCGGAAUGCUAAUAUUAAGACUCUUUGGGAGGAUGAUGUGCAUCCUCACUAUGUAACAAGAAGAUAUGCUGAAUUUACAGCGUCUCUUGUUCAUCUCAAUGUUGAAUAUGGGGAUGGUCAGCUUGAUCUAAAUCUUGAGCGAUUACGGAUGGCUAUUGAAGACUUGCUUGUUAAGUUGGCCAAGAUGUUCCCUAAACCAAAGAUGCAAACUGUUUUCCUGAUAAACAACUAUGAUUUAACAAUUGCCAUAUUGAAGGAAGCUGGCACUGAGGGUGGAAAAACACAACUUCACUUCGAGGAGGUUCUUAAGAGCAACAUUGCAAUAUAUGUGGAGGAAGUGCUUCUGGAGCAUUUCAGUGAUUUGAUCAAGUUUGUUAAAACGCGUACAUCGGAAGACCCUGCCUCGAGUUCGGACAAGGCCAACAUCGGCGACGUGGAGCCAUUGGUGAAGGAUUUCGCGAACCGAUGGAAGGCCGCGAUCGAGCUGAUGCACAAGGAUGUGAUCACAUCCUUCAGCAACUUCCUGUGCGGGAUGGAGAUCCUGAAGGCGGCCCUCACACAGCUGCUCCUGUACUACACGAGGCUGACCGAAUGCGUCAAGAGGGUCAACUGCGGCUCCGCGCUCAACAAGGACCUGGUCUCCAUAUCCUCCAUCCUGUACGAGAUCAAGAAAUACUCUAGGACCUUUUAG
This is a messenger RNA of Triticum turgidum subsp. durum (durum wheat), 2169 nucleotides long. The record is from the annotation of a GenBank genome assembly. NCBI's taxonomy places the organism in Eukaryota, Viridiplantae, Streptophyta, Magnoliopsida, Poales, Poaceae.